AUGAAAUCAGAAACUAAGGAUGGAGAAGAGGAAAGCCUGCAGACAGCAUUCAAAAAGCUAAGAGUUGACACAGCUGGAUCUACUGGUUCUCUCUCUGUGGGUGAAGGGACAAGUUCAAGAGCACUAAUUAGAACAGUAGCAGAUGAAACUAAACCUAAGAAUGUGUGUUCUUCCAAGGAAACCUGGCAUGGGUCUGUGAAGAAGCCUUUACGAGGAGUUGUGAGAACCCAGCGUCGCAGGCGUUCCAAGUCUCCAAUUCUUCAUCCUCCCAAGUUUAUCCAUUGCAGCACAAAAUCACAUUCCACCUGCAACCAGCUAGGACACAAGAGCCAGACUGAUGCCCCGAGUGACAGCAGUGGGUUUGGGGUGGCAGUCCCAGCAGAAGCCUGUGCACACGAACAAUGCAGUGUUGCUCCUGACGUUGACCCAAAGAGAGCUGAUGUUGAGUCUUUGACAGCUUCUGUUCCACAGUCAGUUACACAGAACUCUCCAGCUGCUGUUUCCCUAGUGUCCAAGGCAAGCCUAAAGACCUCAGAGCUUGCUGACUUCCAGUCCAUGUCCAAGCUGAACACCAACAAGCCAUGUACAUGUGCAGAUAAAGCCUGUCAGUGUAAACGGUGGCAAGAUAUGGAAGUAUACAAAUUCUCUGGCUUGCAGAACACCCUCCCAGUGGCACCUGAUAGAAGAACAGUUUCUGAGGAUCACACCCAGUCUUUGCCAUCAAGAACUCCUGCAAGUUCCCCACGUUCUUGCUCUGAGCAAGCCAGGGCCUUUGUGGAUGAUGUGACUAUUGAAGAUCUUUCGGGAUACAUGGAAUAUUACUUGUAUAUUCCAAAGAAAAUGUCUCACAUGGCAGAAAUGAUGUACACUUGACAGCAAAGAGCACUAAGACCAGAAGGGUGGGUGGUUUAAAUCUGCCCUCUGUCACACUCAUGUGAGAUGCAACCCACUCCCUGCUCACUGUGCUUGCAAUAAAAACACUUCUUAGC
Molecule: messenger RNA, 989 nt
Organism: Chaetura pelagica (chimney swift)
Lineage: Eukaryota; Metazoa; Chordata; Aves; Apodiformes; Apodidae
Gene: OSER1
Product: oxidative stress responsive serine-rich 1
Exons: 3
Coding region: 1-873 (290 amino acids)
Biological process (GO): cellular response to hydrogen peroxide
Source: RefSeq, a predicted model, not a curated record